AUGUUCUCUCCCUCUAAUACAGCCCAUACUUUUGAUAUUGAGUGUAGCUAUAAAUUUUCUUCCUAUAAAUUUUUUAUAAUGGCUCAAAUGGAUAAAAAUAUGUAUCGAGUUGGAGAUUUUGUCUAUUUCGAAUCUUCACCCGAGGCACCAUACUUAAUUAGACGCAUUGAUGAAUUAAGUAAAUUGUCUACUGGAAGUGUUGAAGCAAAAGUUGCCUGUUUUUAUAGGCGUCGAGAGAUUCCCAAAGAAUUAUUAAGAAUUUCUGAUAAAGCUGGAAGAAAAAAAGAACAUGAUGAGGAAGAUUUAAAAAAAGCAGUUGGUAUAGAGACUAGUGAAGAGAUUCAUCCAACAACAUCAGUUGAGGAAGAUGUUAAAAUGGAGGAGGAACCUGCUAAAGUUGAUUCAACAUUAAAUACAGAUAAUGUUGUUGAUCAAGAAACUGAAAAGGUAGAAGAAAAAGUAGAAGAAAAAGUGGAGGAAAAAAUAGAAGAAAAAAAUGGAGAUAAUUUAGAUGUUCCUUCUACAAAAAAUGAGGUAGAAAAGGAAGAAGUUAUAGGAUUAGCUGGUUUACCAACAGGAGCUGAGAAAUUAACCAAACAACAAAUUCAUGCUCUUCGUUGUAGAGAAUUAUUUUUUACAAGACAAUAUGAAAGUAUUCCUGCAUCAAAUAUUAGAGGAAAAUGUAAUGUAACAUUACUAAGUGAAGUUGAAAAUCCUGAAGAUUAUUUAGAAAAGGAAGACUUUUUCUUUUAUAGUUUAGUUUAUGAUUCCACAAAUAUGUCUCUUUUGGCUGACAAAGGAUCUCUAAGAGUUGGAGAAAGAUAUCAAGCUGUUGUUGAACCAUGGAAAGGAAAAAGAAGUGAAAAAAAUGUUAAAUUAGAGGAAGUUGCUGAGGAAGAAAAUAAAUCUUCUAAUGUUAUUCGUGUACCACCAACAACUAAUAGGGAAACUUUAGUAUACCAUCCACAUCAUACACUUUCAGAUAAAGAUAUAGAUCAAUUUCUUAUUCUUGCUAGAGCUGUUGGAACAUUUGCCAGAGCUAUUGAUCCCACUUCAUCAGCUAAAUAUCCAUCUGUUCAGAUGACAGCUGCAUCUGCAUCUCGUGAUGUUACCCUUCUCCAUGCUAUGGCUCUACUUCAUUAUGGUGAUUAUGAUAUUGGUAAAGCUGUAAAAUAUUUAGUUCCACCACCAGAUAGAGAUGCUUAUCCAAUUGCAGCAGAUAAAGUAACUUCAUGUAAUACUACUACAUUAGGAGGACCAGUUCUUUGUCGUGAUCAAUUUGAAGAAUGGUCACCAUAUGAGACAAAUUUAUUUGAAGAAGGUAUGGAAAAAUUAGGAAAAGAUUUUGGUGAAAUUCGUCAAGUAUGUCUUGGAUGGAAGACAAUGAAAGAUAUAAUUGAAUAUUAUUAUAUGUGGAAGACAACAAACAGGUAUGCUGAAAUUAAGAAGAAAAAAAAUGAAGAAAAAGAUUGUAAAUUAAAACAAGUUUAUGUUCCUAAUUAUUCAAAACCAAGUCCUAAUCUUGCUCAUCUUGACAAUAGUCCCCCUAAAAAAGGAACAUAUAAAUGUGAAAGUUGUGAAAGAGAUGAUGGAUUAAGUUAUUAUAACUGGGGUCCAUCUUACUUAAGUUUAAAAAUAUGUAAUGAAUGUUGGAUAUUUUGGAAAAAAUGCGGAGUACUUAAAAUUCAGCAUCCAAAUGAAUUAUUUGAUUUAGAUAAAAAUGUAACAACAGAUAAAAAUCUUCCUUUACCAAACUUUAAAAGUUGUCCUACAGUUGUAGGAGGAAAAUUAACAAAUAUUCCAUCACAAAUUGUUGCUAAACUUACUCCAGAACAAUUGGCAUUUUAUAAAGCACACCUGGCAGCGUCUAAUGGUUCUGUAUUACAAAAUGGUAUCAAACCAGUAAUGAUACCUUCUAAGCGUGCUUCAUUUUUAUGGAAAGCAGAUGUUCUUUUUAAAUUAGGAUGCAAAACGUUAACUAAACAACAAUUAAAAAUAAAUAAACUUUCCAGAGCUCCUUGUAAAACAGUUACUGAAUUAACUCAAGAAUGUGUUAUUAAUCAUUUAAAAGGAGUCAUUGUAAAAAAUCCAUUAAUUAUAAAUAGAAUUAUUGCCAGCUCAAAUUGGCGAGGAUCAAAAAAUUUACAUUAUCAGGAAAUUUUGCAAGUUUUAGCUAAACGUGGAAUAAAAAGACCUGCUAAUGAAGAUGAUGAAAGCAAUAGUAAAGAAACAAAAAAACCUAAUCUUAAUAUGUAA
This is a messenger RNA of Strongyloides ratti, 2256 nucleotides long. RefSeq names its product ELM2 domain and SANT/Myb domain and Bromo adjacent homology (BAH) domain and Homeodomain-like and SANT domain-containing protein. Gene Ontology annotation, molecular function: histone deacetylase binding; transcription corepressor activity; transcription coactivator activity. The record is from RefSeq and is a predicted model, not a curated record. Gene Ontology annotation, biological process: negative regulation of transcription by RNA polymerase II. Bases 1 to 2256 code for a protein of 751 amino acids. The transcript is spliced from 4 exons. NCBI's taxonomy places the organism in Eukaryota, Metazoa, Nematoda, Chromadorea, Rhabditida, Strongyloididae. Gene Ontology annotation, cellular component: nucleoplasm; NuRD complex.